Messenger RNA from Drosophila biarmipes, 860 nucleotides. Its product is annotated as UPF0585 protein CG18661. The record is from RefSeq and is a predicted model, not a curated record. The coding region runs from base 100 to 786 and encodes 228 amino acids. Lineage: Eukaryota; Metazoa; Arthropoda; Insecta; Diptera; Drosophilidae. The transcript is spliced from 2 exons.
UUUAAAGUAGCUAACGGUAACGGAAAUUUGCCCAUCCCUGGUCUGACCAGUGCUGCCCAUCACUUCAACAGGUUUUCUCGUUCAUCCUUUGCCAGUGAAAUGAGCCUGACAAAGCGACUCCUGCACAUUUUCCCUCGUUGCAGUGCCGUAAAGGUAACGCAUGCCUCGGGGGACCGCAAUUCGGCGCCCAUAGCCGAGGCUCUUCUUGGCCAAGUGGACAGGAGCACCCCGAAUUUGCAGUUGCUGGAAAUCGCUUCGGGAUCGGGACAGCAUGUGGGAUUUCUGGCGCCGCUGAUGCCCAACAUCACCUUUCAACCGACCGAGCACGAAGGGGCUCACUUCGAUUCGAUUGGCGCCUAUGUGGCGGAUUGUCCAACGCAGAAUAUCCGGGCACCCUUCCAUGCGGACAUCAGCCGGGAUCCCAAGGAUUGGGAGAUUCCUCAAGCACCAGAAAGCUAUGACUACAUGUUCAAUUCCAACAUGAUGCACAUCAGUCCGUGGAUCUGCUCCAUAGGACUUUUCCGGGCUGCCGGACAGCUCCUGAAGAAGGGUGGAAGGAUGUUCACCUAUGGACCGUAUGCAGAAAACCGAUAUCUCGGUCCGCAGAGCAAUUGGGACUUCGACCAAUACCUCCGGAAGAGAGACUCCUCCUGGGGCGUUCGUGACAUCAUGGAUCUAAAGGUCGUGGCGGAGGAGAACGGGAUGCAGCUGGAGAAGAUCGUGGAGAUGCCGUCGAACAACAAGUUUCUGACCUGGCUUAAGCUAUCAAAUAGUGUACUAGACUGAGGUUGUUGGGCGAUUACCCCUUUUAGAUAACAUAUGUAGUUUAUUUGGCGGCAAUAAAGUUUAUUGUCGUUCGA